AUGGAUAAAUUCCGCAUGCUGUUCCAGCACGUCCAGUCCAGCUCCGAGUCCGUGAUGAAUGGCAUCUGCCUGCUGCUGGCCGCAGUCACUGUCAAGCUGUACUCCUCCUUCGACUUCAACUGCCCCUGCCUGGCGCGCUACAAUGCCCUCUACGGCCUGGGCCUGCUGCUCACACCCCCGCUCGCCCUUUUCCUCUGCGGGCUCCUGGCCAACCGGCAGUCCGUAGUGAUGGUUGAGGAGUGGCGCCGGCCCACUGGGCAUCGGAGGAAGGACCCGGGCAUCAUCAGGUAUAUGUGCUCCUCUGUGCUGCAGAGAGCACUGGCCGCCCCUCUUGUCUGGAUCCUGCUGGCCCUCCUCGAUGGGAAGUGCUUCGUGUGUGCCUUCAGCUGCUCCGUGGACCCCGAGAAGUUUCUAGACUUUGCCAACAUGACCCCCAGCCAGGUGCAGCUUUUUCUGGCCAAGGUGCCCUGCAAGGAGGAUGAGCUGGUCAGGGACAGCCCUGCUCGGAAGGCAGUGUCUCGCUACCUGCGGUGCCUGUCACAGGCCAUCGGCUGGAGUAUCACCCUGCUGAUGAUCAUCAUGGCCUUCCUGGCCCGCUGCUUGAGGCCCUGCUUUGACCAGACAGUCUUCCUGCAGCGCAGAUACUGGAGCAACUACGUGGACCUGGAGCAGAAGCUCUUCGAUGAGACGUGCUGUGAGCAUGCGCGGGACUUCGCGCACCGCUGCGUGCUGCACUUCUUCGCCAGCAUGCAGAGCGAGAUGCGGGCGCGUGGGCUGCACCGGGACUCCGCGGGCAGAGGCCCCGAGCUCCCCCAGAUGCCCGCGCCCCUCGAGGACCUGGACGGCGAAAGCAGGAAGGCCCACCUGCGCGCAGUCUCCAGUCGGGAGCAGGUGGACCACCUCCUGAGCUCCUGGUAUUCCAGCAAACCACCACUUGACCUCCUGGCACCCCCAGGGCCCUGGGGGGGUGGCCUCAGCCACCGCUCCCCCACGGUGGCCCUGGGCACCAGGCUGUCCCAGUACACUGAUGUGUAGAGACCCUGGCAGUGUCCCCAUGUAAAACGCCCAU
Camelus dromedarius (Arabian camel) is the source of this 1069-nucleotide messenger RNA. It is a transcript of the gene CALHM3, whose product is annotated as calcium homeostasis modulator 3. NCBI's taxonomy places the organism in Eukaryota, Metazoa, Chordata, Mammalia, Artiodactyla, Camelidae. Gene Ontology annotation, cellular component: plasma membrane. Bases 1 to 1035 code for a protein of 344 amino acids. The record is from RefSeq and is a predicted model, not a curated record. Gene Ontology annotation, molecular function: monoatomic cation channel activity. The transcript is spliced from 3 exons.